Messenger RNA from Cygnus atratus (black swan), 575 nucleotides. It is a transcript of the gene CCL22, whose product is annotated as C-C motif chemokine ligand 22. The record is from RefSeq and is a predicted model, not a curated record. Gene Ontology annotation, molecular function: chemokine activity; CCR chemokine receptor binding. Gene Ontology annotation, cellular component: extracellular region. The transcript is spliced from 3 exons. Bases 159 to 443 code for a protein of 94 amino acids. Gene Ontology annotation, biological process: positive regulation of GTPase activity; cellular response to type II interferon; cellular response to interleukin-1. NCBI's taxonomy places the organism in Eukaryota, Metazoa, Chordata, Aves, Anseriformes, Anatidae.
CUUUCACUUGAAUUUGGUAGAAAUUCUUUGGAAAAGAGCUAAAAUGGGGAGGGGGUGGAGAGGAUAAAUUGCAGCACCUCCCUGCCUGAGCUGACAUUGCAGCUCUUCAGAAGAGGCAGAGCAGCACUGUACUGAGGAAGAGCCCUCGCACAGCCACCAUGCUCAGCACAAGACCAGUCCUGCUGCUCGUGCUGCUCCUCACCUUCUCCCAGCACUGCACCACAGUUCUGCACACACCUUCAGAAUGCUGCUUUGAUUACUUAAAGUCACCUCUCCGGUCUGAUGUGCUGAAGAAUUUCUACACGACUCCCAAAGAGUGUUUUUACCCAGGAAUUGUGUUUGAGACCAGGAACGGGACCAAGAUCUGUGCAAACCCAAAGAUACGUUGGGUGGAGAAAGCAGUUGAGAAACUUCUCAAAAGGAAGAAGUCUCAUGCCUCCUGAUGCAGAGCAGACACCCCAGUUCAGGCUACCCAACUUUCUGAUGGGAAUAUUUCUACACAGCAUCCUGCAGAGGUCCUUGAUGCUGAUGGAUGGCACGGCCUCCCCAGAGCCUUGUGCUGCACUGACCAGCCA